CAACCUUUCCGAGCUCGAGGGUCGAGGGGACUUGCCACCAACGCCCCCAACUCCCGCGACAGCAACAAUCCCUUCACAAUCGCGGGAUACAUUUAUGUCAUCGACUUUCCCAAACAUAUAUUUCACGCUCAUGACUGUAUAACGGACCGUUGCAUGCUUCGCACAUCUGCUUCGGCUGGCCGCUGCAAUGGAGAAGAAGAGGAAGCUGCCGGCGCGCGCUGCUGCUAGAGCCGAGCAGGCCGCUAAGAGAAGGACCAUGACGCCUCCGCAGAGGUCAACAACUCCAGCAGCUGCACCCGAGCCCGAACCAACUCCUGCCGAAGACCUCCCUCCACAACUGCCAAAAUCAAUCAGCGCCGGCAAGCCGUUGCCCACGGUCGACUCUCCACAGCCCGACGACCUCUCAAGCAGCGAAUAUCAGACUGUCACAGAAAGUGGUGUUCUUGCCGAGUCUUUAUCCCGGUCGAGGCAGAGGUGGAUAACGGAGGGUAUCUUCGAGAAGUAUUGGUCGAAACCUACCAAAAGAAAGGGGGUCGUGAUCGAAGAGCCGAAUAAUCCGCCGAAGGAAAGCAUGACCAAACUCGGUCAAGUAACGAUUACCGUAGAGCCGCACGUCUUCGAGGCGACCAUGUACGCCGUCCGAGAUCCGAAACCACCUCCACCGUCUACCGAUAGACCCAUCGUACAAUACGGACCGCCGGGGGGCGUCAUGCCUCCUCCGCCUACGCCUACACCGAAGUCCGCGACGCCUACAGGCUCGUCAACUCCGAUUCCAGUUCAGUCCCAACCACAGCCCCAAGUUAAUACCCCCGCGGAGACGAAGCCAUCGACGCAAAUACCAGCACUGGGCGCUUCGCAUACGCCCACAACACAUACGACGCAACCUGCCGUUGGCCAGUCGGUACCAGAGGUAUCGCGCCAAGCUCAGGCUGUUCCAGCAACGGGACCGAGACCUGUUGCGUCGCCACGGGGGAUGGAGUCAGUCCUCUCGCCCAGCACCGUAACACCAAUGGUGCCACAAAGCUCCCCCGCAAUCCACACGCAACCGCCUCAAUCAACGCUCCCUCCCAUCCAAUCACCUCUAGCAAGGACAUUCACCCCAACGACAGGUCCCACUCGACCUCCGAACUCAGUUGUCAACAACCCUCCUCCUACUGGGGCGCCGCCUACGCCAUCUGCUGGCACACCAGCAAAGACUGCUCCGGGCACCGAUCCCAUUAUUCUGAUGCUGGCCGAGAAAGCCGGGACAGAUCCUCAGCUCCGCGAACUUAUGAAGCGCGUUGCUCAGGGGGACGCCGCGAAACCUGAACUCGAGCGGUUCCAGGCCAUUAUUGAUGCCAUCUCCCUCGAGACCAAGCGGAACGGAAGCACAACCGUGCCCUCCGCCGAGCGACUCCUGGUUGACGGGAAGACGGUGCAAUAUUUCGCUGAUGAAGUGCGCGCCAUCCUCGAUAUUGUGCUUUCGUCAAAUCCCAAACAAACCUCUGUCGACCUCCGGCCGCCAGUAGGCAGCGAUCCCCUAGUUGUGAUGCUGGUCAAAGCGGCGCUGGACGAUCUCCGAUUACGGGACACGGUGCGGCGUAUCGCCGAGAACAAGCCGCACUUCUCGGACGCAACCGAUCUGAAAGUCAAACUGGACAACCUCCGCUCCAAGCUCGUUAAAGACCGUGAACCACAACGGGUGCCGUUAUCAGCGUCCCCCUCUCCAGCCCCCACGAAGUCGAAUGGCCCUCCCGGCAGCCAUCCAGCCCCUUCCGGAGGAACAUCGCAGAGCCCCGCGCCACAGCAAGCUCUUCGGUCUAAGGGGCCACCACCACCACCUAAACCAGACAUCUCGGCAGUUGUGUUCGAGUUCGCCGGCGGAACAGGCGACCGGUACCUGUUCCCCAAAUUCAGCCUCCUGGAGUACGUACAAGUCCCUUCCGGGCAGCAGGUGAUCGCCUCGUUCCUGCUCGUCCGCAAGGGCAGCAAGGCCGAGUACCCCCUGGCGGAUCCCGAGCUGGACUACUACGAACCCAUGACUAUUCGACUGUUCGCCCACACGGGCCGCCAUCUCGAACACCUGGCACGAGUGGUGGCGCCGCCUGAUGAGGUGAGGCGGUACAUGGACGAUGUCAUGGCCAGGAUGACGAGGGCCGAAUAUAUCCUUCUGGCUAUGAGGUUGCCGAGGGGUAACAAGGCAGAAGAGGAGAGGGGGAAAGAGGAGGAGAGGGAGGGGAAGCAAAUUCUUAAUGCAAGCGGAGCGGUUGGUAAGGAGAAAGAGACAGAGAAAGGGAAAGAAAAGGAUAGCACGGUGGGGGCAAUGGCGCAGCCGCCUCAAGUGCUGUGGACUACGAAACCGGCGAAGCAGGAGAUACGGGAUUUGCCGGGCCAGAAUAAAGGACACGCAAAGACGGCCGAUGACGACGAGGGGUAUCAGCAGUUUAUCGCUUCGGUCACUCCAAAAAGGUCCGAGUGAAGGGGCGAACUUGAGCUUGGGCGUCGGAUAAAUGUAACGGUCUAGUCCGUCUCGGUUUGGCAGCUAGGAGGCUUGUGUUUGGGUCGGGUUUUAUAGAGGAAGCGAGCAGCGGUGCUUUGAUUGAUUCUUGUCCAGCUUCGGUAUCCGUCAUGGCUAUAGCGACGGGCUUUGUUACUAGUACUAUGCUGGACCGGGCUUGCUUCCGGGUUAUGGAGAGUUCGGUUCUUUACAUUCAAUUCGGGUUCGGGCUGGGGAUACGGGGUGUCAUGAGCGGAGUUCCUGGUGUGCUAUAGUAGUUAUUGCUAUUAUCUACCUAAGGCUACUAAUACCUACUAGGUAGGAUCACCUCAACAGUCUUAUCUGAUCCUUGGGUUUCUACUUCAGCACUCGCAUUGCCGCCAGGGACACUGAGUCC
Molecule: messenger RNA, 2873 nt
Organism: Chaetomium strumarium
Lineage: Eukaryota; Fungi; Ascomycota; Sordariomycetes; Sordariales; Chaetomiaceae
Exons: 2
Coding region: 188-2458 (756 amino acids)
Biological process (GO): chromatin remodeling
Cellular component (GO): Swr1 complex
Molecular function (GO): ATP-dependent H2AZ histone chaperone activity
Source: RefSeq, a predicted model, not a curated record